GAAUAUUUUGUAUAUUGUGCGCACCCUGUGAGGAUGCGCGGGCGCAUAAAACCGCGAUGCAAUGUCGCCACGGGACAAUCACACGCACGCCGCCUCGCGAAACACAAAAUGCGGUUAUUACUAGCAUCGCUUGCAGUCCUGACUGCGUUCUCUACAGCUGCGGCGGAACAAGGCCGUAUAGUAUGCUACUUCAGUAACUGGGCGGUGUACCGACCGGGUAUUGGCAGGUAUGGUAUAGAUGACAUCCCAGUUGACCUGUGCACCCACAUCAUCUACUCCUUCAUUGGAGUUACUGAGAAUACCCAUGAGGUGCUGGUUAUAGAUCCAGAGCUCGACAUAGACAGGGGAGGUUUUCGUAAUUUCACCUCGUUGCGUAAAACACAUCCAAAUGUCAAGUUCAUGGUUGCCGUGGGGGGGUGGGCAGAGGGGGGCUCCAAGUAUUCCCGGAUGGUGGCGCAAAAAUCCUCCCGGAUGGCCUUCAUCAGAAGUGUUGUUGACUUCCUAAAGAAAUACGAAUUUGAUGGUCUUGACCUUGACUGGGAGUACCCUGGAGCAGCAGACCGAGGUGGGUCAUUCUCCGACAAGGAUAAGUUCCUAUACUUCGUCCAGGAGUUGAAAAGAGCUUUCAUCAGAGCCGGUAAGGGUUGGGAGAUGACUGCCGCCGUGCCAUUGGCUAACUUUAGACUUAUGGAGGGGUAUCACGUUCCUGAAUUAUGCGACCUCCUAGACGCUAUACACGUGAUGUCAUACGAUCUUCGCGGUAACUGGGCUGGAUUCGCUGAUUUGCAUUCGCCCUUGUACAAGCGUCCUCACGACCAGUGGGCUUAUGAAAAACUUAACGUGAACGACGGUCUAAACCUCUGGGAGGAAAAGGGAUGCCCUUCAAACAAAUUGGUUGUCGGUAUUCCCUUCUACGGGCGGUCUUUUACCCUCUCAGCUGGAAACAAUAAUUAUAACCCCGGAACUUACAUAAACAAGGAAGCGGGUGGUGGAAAUCCAGCUCCAUACACCAAUGCAACUGGCUUCUGGGCUUAUUAUGAGAUUUGUAUGGACGUGGACAAACCCGACUCGGAAUGGACCAAAAAAUGGGAUGAGCACGGCAUGUGUCCCUACGCAUACAAAGGCACUCAAUGGGUCGGAUAUGAGGAUCCUCGUAGUGUUGAGAUCAAGUUGAACUGGAUUAAGCAGAAGGGCUACUUAGGAGCGAUGACCUGGGCCAUAGAUAUGGAUGAUUUCCAAGGUAUCUGUGGGGAGAAGAACCCGCUAUCCAAACGAUUGCACCAAUUCAUGUCAAAAUAUACCGUGCCACCGCCGAGACAAGGCAAUACUACUCCAACUCCUGAGUGGGCCAGACCACCUUCAACACCAUCAGACCCUUCAGAAGGAGAACCCAUCCCCACCACCACUAGAGCUACCACCCAAGCUAGCAGUAUUACCACCACACAAGGCACCACCUCUACUACCGCUACUAGCGAAGUAGCUGAAGAACCUCAAAAACCUGUUCUGGAUGUUGAGCAACCACCAGCGGAGAAUGAAGUGGAUAGCCCCGAGAUCUGCAGAUCUUCUGAAGAUUACGUAGCGGACAAAAGCCGGUGCGAUAAGUACUGGCGUUGCGUGAACGGCGAAGGCAUGCAGUUCACAUGUCAAUCAGGGACUGUCUUCAACACAGCGUUGAAUGUAUGUGAUUGGCCUGAUAACGUCGAUCGUAGCGAAUGCAAAUAGUCUUCAUGUUUAAUAUAAAAGACUUUAUUCGAUGUACACUGAUACAAUCUAAGUUAAAUAGAUCGCGUGGUAAGCGUGCUGGGAAGAAAAAUGUUAAUUUCUUGACCGGAAUAAAAAAUCGUAUAUCAGUCUAAUAAUUUUGAUGGAUAUUAUUAUUUUAUUCACAAGUCUUAUUGCAGUAUUUUAAUAUAUGUACUUUCGUCUUUUUCUGCCAAAUUGUGUUUACGAUGUAAUAAAAAGUGAUAGAUGAGUACUUUAGUCAAAACAAUGCAAUAUGAUUUAUUUUUAUAAUUAUAUAUCAGCUUGAGGUAAGUUAAUUUCUUAAAGAAAUUCUAUGUUCAAAGUUUAAAAAAAAUCGUUUCAAAUUAAUUUUUAACACAAAAAUAUUGUCCCAGAUGCUGUAUUACAAUAUUCCCUAACUGUUCUUUAAAUCUUUAGACUCGAUAAUCUCUUAAAUAACAAAGCCCGGUUUAACAAAGUUUUACCACUUCAGACGUUCAUAGUACAUUGAAUAAAUAGUCCUUUUAAUCGACGUAGAUUAGUGAUUAGACUUUAAAGAGAAGUAGAGAUUCAUAACAAGUAUAUAUAAUUUGUGUAGAUAAAGCGUAAUUUGAUCGUUUAAUUGCACUUUAAAAGCGAACGGGGGGCCUCAUAGCCUAGCGGUCUUAUUAAGUGGCAGCUAGGUGAGGGGUACCGGGUUCGAUUCCCGGUUCGAGGGCAAGUUUUAAAUUAAUUUAAAUUUGUUCUCGGCCUUUGG
Pieris napi is the source of this 2479-nucleotide messenger RNA. It is a transcript of the gene Cht5, whose product is annotated as endochitinase. The transcript has 11 exons. Gene Ontology annotation, cellular component: extracellular region. Gene Ontology annotation, molecular function: chitin binding; chitinase activity. NCBI's taxonomy places the organism in Eukaryota, Metazoa, Arthropoda, Insecta, Lepidoptera, Pieridae. Bases 34 to 1722 code for a protein of 562 amino acids. Gene Ontology annotation, biological process: chitin catabolic process; carbohydrate metabolic process. The record is from RefSeq and is a predicted model, not a curated record.